AUUCGACUGGACGUGUGCUUCUUUCCGUUGGGCAGCGUGUUUCAACUUUCGGGCGCGAUUCUUUAAGUAUUUUUUUUGUAAUUUUGAACUAUCAACUAUCGGAAGUCACUUUUCGGGAGUGUUUUCGGAACAAGCAUGUGGCCCCAGGAGCGAUGGCUCACCUGGAUUACGGUAGCCAUGAUCGUCGGUCAAGUGAAAAGUAUCUACGAUCCACGGGCGAACCAUGGCCCCAGUGCAAACAUGAUGAUGCCGCAGGUUCACGGAGACUACAGCAAAGUUCACACCCACAAGGCCCGUGCCUAUGAGCCGAACUACGCCCGCAGUGAUCACAAUCUGCACUACCAUGCGUCACCGUAUCAACAAUCGCAACAGACGCAACUGCCGCAACCAAUUUAUCACAGAACGGUACCGGUGAGCUCGACGGCGGCUGUACCGGUUCGGACGGACCCUCCUCUGCAAAAGUUGCGCUACGUUUCACUCCAGGAGAAUUCUAUUUCGGAUUCGAGCAAUCCUAAAACCAGUGGAGGUAAAGGAGCGUCCGAAGUGCCGGGAUUCAAUGGUUUGCAAUGUCCACCCCUGGAGUCCGGCUCUUUCGUGUACAUCAUGGAUUGUAGGCAAUUUUUGAGCUGUUGGAAAGGUCGAGGUUAUAUUCAAAGCUGCGCUCCAGGGACUCUGUUUAACCCAGACACCAGGGAAUGCGACCAUCCUACCAAGGUCGAAUGUUUGACGUCCAACACGAUUCAAGAAUACCAUACGCUUGUGAGGCAGCGCAAACCAAGGGAUCAAAGUUCGGCUUACACCCAGGAAACCGCAGCUGAGUCAAGGAAACCUCUCUGUCCACUCGAUGUGGCUGGAUUACGUGAACAUCCUACUGACUGUAGAAAGUUUCUAAAUUGCAAUAAUGGAGCGACUUUUAUUAUGGACUGCGGACCAGGAACGGCGUUUAAUCCUCGAAUUUCGGCCUGUGAUCACAUCUACAAUGUGGAUUGUAAUCGAUACGACAACUACGUUCAUCCAAGACCGACACAGCCGUCCAAUCCAGAUGCCGAAGAUAUCGAUGUUGAAAGUGUCAGCCUAGAUAUCGAUGUUCGAUUUGACUAUGAAGACAGCACACAACCUACUGCGAGGGCCAGAACCAGUAUUCCACUGCAGGUUCCGAAACCGGUAAACCUUAGGCCGGCAUCCAGUGAAAUACGUCCAGUUUACGUUCCUCCGCCGUCAACUACCACACCCCGCAUGGGUCAGGCUACUAACAACUUCAACCCGGUGUACUACCGCCCUGGUCAAACUCCAAGUCCACGAGACGCCCAAUCUGCAACGACUGAGCUUCCAAUUAGCGACGCAUUGAAACUACUGCUGAAACCUUUCAUGAAUAAAGGCGAUGUUGAGCUCAAUAUGACCAAGGUGAACUCCAUGAUGAGUUCAACGACUACCGCAAAACCCAACCUCGCGGUACUAGGUUUGCGUCAGACGCCAGUUCAGAACAAUUCGGCUUACCUUGCAUCACCACAGUACAUUAACAAUCAGCUCGGUGGAUAUCAACCAAUCUACUAUGGUAUGCCAACGCAAAGGCCACCGAUUCCUCACAACCCUAAUCCGCACCGUCUUCAUCCGGCUCCGUUCCAGCCAAGCAUUCCACAGACAUAUCCAUUGUAUCGACCACGAGCAACAACUGCAGCUCCGAUACGUAGCCGAUUCGGGGAGGGCUCUUCCCAGUGGCGACCGAUGGCUACCACUAGUAAGCCACCUACAACGACCCAGGAUCCUUGUCGAGGAAAGUUCCUUUGCGGUGAUGGAUCCUGUAUAGACCCUACCAAGGUUUGCGACGGCAAGAAAAACUGUCAGAACGGUGCCGACGAACGUAACUGUAGCCACGUGGGUUACGAGAUUCGGCUAUCGGGCAAGCAUCAGGGCCGUGUCGAGGUUAAGGCUUUUAACAAGUGGGGCUACGUUUGCGACGAUAACUUCAGCCAGGAGGCGGGGAACGUUCUGUGCCGAGAGCUGGGUUACGAGGGUGGCGUGCUGGAGCUGAAACCGAGUUCCUUCUACGCACCGAACGCAUCGAUGAUGAAUAAUGGGACUCCGGUGUUCAUAAUGGACGAAAUUCGGUGCCAGGGUAACGAGAGUGCGCUGAAGGAUUGCGAUUUUUCCGGCUGGGGGGUGCACGACUGUAACGCCGAAGAAGUGAUGGGAUUGGUGUGUAAGACACCGGUCAUGACCUGCCCCAAUGAUUACUGGCUGUGUGAUACCUCGUCGGAGUGCGUCCCGGUAGGGUUCUUGUGCGACAAUGUGAUGGACUGUGCCGAUGGAUCGGACGAGAGCAUUCAGCAUUGCAAUGCCCCGCUAGAGAUGCGGCUGGUGGAUGGCGCCAACCAGUGGGAAGGCCGCGUCGAAGUCAAGUACCGAGGUAUCUGGGGUACGAUUUGCGACGACGAUUUUGGAGUGCGGGAAGCUCGGGUGAUCUGUCGUCAGAUGGGCUUCAAUGGGACGGCUGAGGUACGGAAGAGCCGCUUCAAGCAGGGUACCGGCCAGAUCUGGUUGGAUCAGGUCGUGUGCCAGGGUAACGAAACGUCUAUCGAUGAUUGUAUGCAUUGGCACUGGGGCGAACACAACUGUGGCCAUGGGGAAGACGUUGGAGUGCGGUGUGGAGCUCCGGAGGCUGCUAGGCAAACCCUGGCCCCGAUCAGAGCUGCCGGUGGGAAAGCUUUCAAGUUCGACUUUGUGGAGAAGUCUAGCAAGAUUUAUCCGGACAGCUGUGGGCAACUGCAAGUGGACCCCUCGGCUGUGAAACCAACCUAUGGAGCCAGGGUUAUACACGGAGGAGAAACUGUUUAUGGUCAUCAUCCAUGGCAGGCAGCUCUGAGAGUGAAGAAGCAAAAAUCGGCCCACUGGUGUGGAGCGGUUCUGAUCUCCAAAUAUCACGUACUCACGGCUGCUCAUUGCCUUAUCGGCUACCCGAAGGGUGCCUACAUGAUCCGCAUUGGUGACUACAAUACGGAAAAACUGGAGCAGGCUGAAAUCGAUAUUUUCAUCGAGGAUUACUACAUCCACGAAAACUUCCGGGUGGGUCAUCACAUGAACAACGACAUUGCGGUGGUUCUACUGAAGACGCCAAUUCGAUUCAACGACUACGUUCAACCGGUGUGUUUACCCCCGAAGAGUCAGCGAUAUCAGGACGGCAUGAACUGCGUCAUUUCCGGCUGGGGUUCAACGCAGUCGGGAUCUUCAAUUCAUUCCUUGGAGUUGAGAGCUGCUAAAGUUCCUAUCCUUUCGGACGAGGUUUGUAACCAACCUGAAGUUUAUGGCAACAAUGUAACCGAAGGAAUGUUCUGUGCCGGGACCUUGGAUGGCGGUGUUGAUGCGUGUGAAGGAGAUUCCGGGGGACCAUUGGUAUGCAGCAUUGACCGUGGACACACACUGUACGGUAUCAUUUCCUGGGGAUCCCAAUGUGGACAUGCCAACAAACCCGGCGUCUACGUUAAGGUGGCCCACUACAUCGAUUGGAUCGAGGAAAAGUUGAAACAAUCAUUGCACAUGUACGGUGUGUAGAACGAUCCGCAAACGUGCGGAUCACAUUUGUACCUUAAAAAACAGAACAAGAACCCAAGUACUCGAAUAGAAAGUAGGUUUAGAUUUUAUAAUACCAAAGAAGAGACCAAAGGACCAAUCAACACAAACAGGGACAUAUCGGAUAUACCAAAGUGAAAAGCGCGAAACCAAGCCGUUACCAUUUUGUAAUAGGGCGAAUAAAAUAUUUUUUUUAUUAUUAGUAUUUUAAUAACUCUCUACAA
Messenger RNA from Uranotaenia lowii, 3791 nucleotides. Its product is annotated as neurotrypsin. The record is from RefSeq and is a predicted model, not a curated record. Gene Ontology annotation, biological process: proteolysis. Gene Ontology annotation, cellular component: membrane; extracellular region. NCBI's taxonomy places the organism in Eukaryota, Metazoa, Arthropoda, Insecta, Diptera, Culicidae. Gene Ontology annotation, molecular function: protein binding; serine-type endopeptidase activity; chitin binding. The transcript is spliced from 5 exons. Bases 136 to 3549 code for a protein of 1137 amino acids.